This is a messenger RNA of Scophthalmus maximus (turbot), 3351 nucleotides long. RefSeq names its product dual specificity mitogen-activated protein kinase kinase 6. The coding region runs from base 358 to 1368 and encodes 336 amino acids. Gene Ontology annotation, molecular function: MAP kinase kinase activity; ATP binding. NCBI's taxonomy places the organism in Eukaryota, Metazoa, Chordata, Actinopteri, Pleuronectiformes, Scophthalmidae. The record is from RefSeq and is a predicted model, not a curated record. Gene Ontology annotation, biological process: protein phosphorylation; MAPK cascade. The transcript is spliced from 12 exons.
UCAUCACGCCGUUGGAACCUUCAGCUGUCAGACUUUGGCCACCCUCAAAGUACCAGGUUUUGUUAGCAAACUUAACCCGGACUGUUCGACCGGCGCCGACUCGAUUCAAAACUCGGUGCAUUCGCGUGCGGAUCGAUCUUCGGACGCGCGGGCCGGAGGUCGCAACGCCGAGUUUUUGCACGAAACCGAAACAUCUCGGGUUUUUUUUUUUUUUUUUUUUCAGUCGCUGCUGGUUUCUGCACGACGAGCCAGCGGAUCCUGAGCGGGUGUAAGGGUAGAUGCAGGGAGGGAGCAGAAAGAAAAAAAAAAGGCAAAAGUCUUUGUGCUUCCCUUCCCCCUCAUCAAAGCAAAGGGGAAAUGUCUCUGUCCAAAGGAGGGAAGAAGAAGAACCCUGGGCUGAAGCUGGCCAAGGAAGUGUUUGCGGCGCCCCAACCAGCAGCAGCAGCGGCCCCUCGAGAUCUUGACUCUAAAGCUUGCGUCACAAUUGGAGAUCAGAACUUCGUGGUGAAGGCAGAUGACUUGGAGCAGAUUUCGGAGCUGGGGAGAGGAGCGUACGGUGUGGUGGACAAGAUGAAACAUGUGCCCAGUGGUGUUAUCAUGGCUGUCAAGAGGAUUCGUGCCACAGUCAACACUUUAGAACAGAAGAGGCUUCUGAUGGACCUUGACAUCUCCAUGAGGACAGUGGAUUGCUUCUUCACCGUGACCUUCUAUGGCGCCCUCUUCAGAGAGGGGGAUGUUUGGAUCUGUAUGGAGCUGAUGGACACUUCACUGGAUAAGUUCUAUAAGAAGGUUAUUGAGAAAGGCAAAACCAUCCCGGAGGACAUCUUGGGAAAGAUCACAGUAGCAAUUGUCAAGGCAUUAGAGCAUCUGCACAAUAAACUGUCAGUCAUACACAGAGAUGUGAAGCCCUCCAAUGUUCUGAUCAACACUCAGGGCCAAGUGAAAAUGUGCGACUUCGGGAUCAGUGGCCACCUGGUGGACUCUGUGGCCAAAACAAUGGAUGCAGGCUGUAAGCCCUACAUGGCGCCCGAGCGGAUCAACCCAGACCUCAACCAGAAAGGCUACAGUGUCAAAUCGGACAUAUGGAGUCUCGGUAUCACGAUGAUUGAGCUGGCCAUUUUGAAAUUCCCCUACGACUCAUGGGGCACCCCGUUCCAGCAGCUCAAACAGGUUGUAGAUGAGCCGUCUCCACAGCUGCCCACUGACCGUUUCUCCCCAGACUUUGUAGAUUUCAUCUCCCAGUGCUUAAGAAAGAAGCCAAAUGAGAGACCGGCUUAUACAGAAUUAAUGAAACAUCCAUUUUUCACCCUGCAUGACUCCAAAGAGACCGACGUGGCCAGUUUUGUCAAGGUCAUCCUGGAUGACUGAUGGGCUCCCCCGCGGGCUCAACCCCACCAGGGUAGGCGGGACCGCUCAACAAACGAACCAAUGGCCUGCCUUUAUUUUAAAACUCACUGGAAUGACAGACUCUCAUGUACCUACACACAACAGGGGGGGGGUGGGGGGACGGGACGGGUGACCCAAAGACUGACAGCAGCCCAGAAGCACUGGAGAGCGGCGGUAACAUGAACUUGUACGGUCAACUGGAGAGGUGUAAUUCACUCCUCCAAGCUUCCUGUGUGCGCAGUUAUCAAACAUGACAAAUAUGAACUGAACCUUGUUUUGUUGGUUUUGUCUUGUCCACCCCUUUUGUCUUUUACCCCAAUGCCCUUCUCUUCUUGCCAUUGUUUCUUUGUGACACAUAUUGUAUGAAAUAAUUUGAAUUUCAACUGCAAAACCAACAGUUAAAUGUGUAUGUCGUUGCAUAUUGAAAGCUAUAUUUGCAUAUGCGUUUGUAUUUUUUCUCAUUAUACAGAGUUUUGAUACUGUAUAUCGUUGACAUGUGUGAAUUUUACCCGACUCUAAGGCCUUAUUUGUCAGAUGGCGUCAGGUGAACAUUUUUGACCCAGUUCUGCCCUCAGGCGAUUGGUCAGUGCAUGGGCUCCGGUUGCCACGGGGCUGGGCCGCGGGAGAUUCGGUGGCUGCGGCAAAACGUAAGAAAUGUCAAAGGUCACAUUCUGGGUGAGAGGGAGUUGCAAAUCAUUCCUAGAUUGCUUGGCGGUGCAAGGCGGGAAUGUAAGUCAUCCAAUAUCAUCCGUGAUCUGAGGCGUAACCCUCCAUGUAUUGACCCCCUCAGUACUCCUCUCUCUUGGGUAUUAAAGAGUGGGCUCCACUGCUGCCAUUGUUACUACCUGGAAGUAUUCAGGGGUUGCCUAAUUGAGCUCACAGCUUUAGCUUUCUUUCUGUGUGACAUUUUGCUAAAUCAUUCUCUUGAAUGACUGCAUUAAUUAUGUUUCUCUCCUUUUUUUCUCGGACGGAUUUUUUUUUUCAAUUUUAUUUCUGCAGCAUUUAAACUUAUUAAUCCCUUUGCCUUUUACCUUUAUCAAUUCUGGAGUCAGCAUUGUCUCUACAUAAGAGGCACUUACUUUUUUUGUCGUUGUUUUUGUUUCUUUCCAGAGACCUUACUAUGCCUUACACAGAGAGUAUGGUAGGGAAAUAAUUUAUGUGUUAAAGAUGUAAAUACUAUCUCCUUUUUUCCCCUCUUUCUUUAUUUUAUGUAACAUGGCACUGUCUCAAUCUGGCAGUGUAGAUGAAUGGUAGACUGGUUGGUAUUAGUUAGUUUUAAUGCAGCGUGACACACACACUUGUAGUCACAGGGCCAGCUGACUGUCGUACACCUAUUUUGGACUGAUGUUGCUGUUAGGCUCCGCAGGUUUCUGUGCUCUCCUUCACGAGGAGACCAGCCCUCCCCCGAGCUGGUCGCGCUCUCUGUGAGCGCUGCACCGCGCUGAGCCUCUUUUUUGAAAUUCAACAGCGGGCAGCCAUUAUCUCUUCCAUGCUAUGCAGAGCCCCUUGGACUCGUAACAAGAAUCCCUUGCCAUGUGGCAGUAUCCCCCCACUCCAAGUGUUCAGCGACUGUGAUGAUGAUGAUGAUGGUGGUGAUGAUGAUGGUGAUGAUGAUGAUUGCCGUGCCUCUGUACGUGACUAGCACUCAUUGCCUCUCUGGUUUACACUGUAGUGCGACCUUUAUCAAAAGUCAGUGAGUUAGGAGUAUUUAUGAUUGUGAAUAAUAAGGGAAAGCUAGUAACACCACAAAGAAGCUGCUGUUUUUUUUUUCGCUUCUUAUUUUUAGUUGGCCUUCUUUGGAUGGCCAUUCCCUUGGUGUGUAAAAGUGAGUUUUUACGCUCAUCACAAUGAGAAUGGAACACUUGCUCUACCUCUUCCUCCUUCACUCUAUUUGCCACCUUUUGUUGGGUGGAACUGACAAACUUGAACUAUGGAAAGACAAAAAAAUAAAGGCUUUAUUGUUCA